AUGCCGAAGCGCAAGCUCUCCGAUCCAAACGGUCCUUCCUCGUCCGACACCCGCAAGCUUUCGAUGAAAGCCGUGCGACUGACGAACAAGUUCGACCAAAGCGUACAAAUCAUAAUCAAAGGAAUGAAAACUGCCCGGGGAUUCGAGAGACAAAAGCUCAGCCGCCGCGAAAAGACAGCUCGCAAGCCAUAUGACUCGAUAACCUUGGCGCGGCUGGCGGAGGAAGUGGAUGCAUUGAAGAAACUCGAUUACCAAAAUACCGCCGAACGAUACCUGUACAAGCAGCUUUCAAGAACCAAGCGCAUUGCAGAGCACUCCACUUUCAAAGAAUUUUCAGAGGCAAAGAAUAUUACCACCCAGGGACCCAAGAGUACUGCGGAGGCCAAUAUCCUGGCGCGACUAUUCAAAGCCACCCCGGUGAAGAAUGUGGUGACUACAAUCUUGUCUGAAAUUCGGAAACUGCUGGGAAUAGAGGAUCUUCCUGCUGGAAAGCAAGACACAAUCAAAGCUAAGGAUGCGACCACGAAAGAGAAGUCCGAGAAGCCCGCGCGCAAACAAAAGCAGGAAUCUGUAUCUGGUUCCGAGUCCGGAAACGAAGACUUGCGGGUCUCUCGGGCUGGCGAUAUGGAUAUAUCAGGUGACGACGACUCCGGAGUUGAAGAUUUCUCCCAAUUCGAUGCGCGGUUGGGUCCAGGUUCUGGAUCCGAAGGAGAGGAAUCAGAUGACGAGCAGGAUGCGAAUGACGACCGCCUUGCCGAUGAUAUCUCCGACUCUGUAUCUCGUUCACCAUCUCCAGACUUCUCACCCGACGAAUCCUCACCACCACCCAAGAAAGCCAAGGCAAGCAAGGCUCCAGCACAGACUACAACAUUCCUCCCAUCUCUCAUGAAUGGCGGUUACUGGUCUGGCUCCGAAGAAGAAGCCUCAGAUGUCGAAAAGGUUGCUGCUCCACCUGUGCGCAAGAACCGUAUGGGUCAACAAGCGCGCCGUGCGCUGUGGGAGAAGAAGUACGGUGAAAAGGCGAACCACGUGCAGGCAGAACAGCAGAACCAAAAACGCAACAGAGAUAAUGGAUGGGAUUCCAAGAGGGGGGCCACUGGUGCUGCGGGCGGUGCUGGAGGUUAUCGGGGUGGACGUGGUGCCGCUAGUGGUGAGCCUGCCAGGCCGUCAAAUCGACAGGAACGUCGUGCCGCUGGCGAUUUCUCUAGUCACAAGGACAAGAUCCAUGCGGAUAACACGGGACCUCUUCACCCUUCGUGGGAAGCAAAGCUCAAGCAGAAGGAACAGUCUGCUGCUGUUUUCUCAGGAAAGAAGGUUACAUUCGAUUAG
Penicillium verhagenii is the source of this 1329-nucleotide messenger RNA. RefSeq names its product BUD22 family protein. Lineage: Eukaryota; Fungi; Ascomycota; Eurotiomycetes; Eurotiales; Aspergillaceae. Gene Ontology annotation, biological process: maturation of SSU-rRNA. Gene Ontology annotation, cellular component: nucleus; 90S preribosome. The record is from RefSeq and is a predicted model, not a curated record. The transcript is spliced from 2 exons. Bases 1 to 1329 code for a protein of 442 amino acids.